AUGUGUCGCUGCAAAAAGAAGGCCAAAGUUGUGCAACCGGCGCCGCCGCCGCCGCCGCCGCCAGCGCCUCCGGCGCCGGCGAAGCCAGCGGCUCCAGCGGCUCCAGUGCCCUCUCCGAAUGCCCCAAUACAGCCCGUACCAAAAGCGGAGGCUAAACAAAAGAAAGUUCUGGUAAGUUGGGGAAAGUAAUUCAUCUAGGGAAGCAAGAAGUCCGAAACUGAUGCCUAUUCCGACACAAAAAUUGGGUAAAAGUUCCUUAUUUUGGCCACAUAACUUUGCGGAAACUGGUCGGAAUUAGCCCAAAUUUGGCGUUCAGGCUCAAUUCUUCGUUGUCAAUGCAAGGACAGUGGAUUUAGAUAGUGAGGUACCUUCUUUUUUACGUACCACGUUAUCCUUCAAAAACGGCUGCAGCCUGCGAUUUUACACUUUAUACGAUGAAACAUGUCCGGAACUGAACUUAUUGCCUCUGUGUAGAACUAUUAUAAAUGAGCCGUCACAGGUUUAGUAGGUACCCUUAAAACUAUAAAGCUACUAUAGUAAUUCAGUGCCAGCUAGGUCGAAGCGUUUUUUCCUAGCUUUAGUGCCCAAGCUUGGGUGCAGUUCGCGGAGUACCUUUGAUGUGGCCAAAAUAAGGAACUUUUUCCAACAUGCUAAUAGCUCGUUUUACAAUGGGUCAAAAUCCCUGCAAAUUGACCUGAAAAUAUUUUGCACACCUCCGUUUUGCACUGUGCAGGUUUUUCUGUUGUCUGCACGAUGCAAGAUUUGGUUUUUCUAUCGCACUGUGCGCCAAAAUUUUUGAAUUUACGAUGAAUUUUUUUGGACCCGUACUUCUUGCUUGACCUUAUUUUGUCACGGUAAAACCAAAAUUAUUGAUAUUUCCUAAUUUAUUCAAAUUUCAGAAGGACUUGGAGGAGAUGUUAUGGAUUCAAAAGGUAUUCUGCGAACUGCGCUAUGUUAGGAAAAAAGGCUUCGGCCUAGCUGGCACCAGAGAUUGCCACGGCUCCGGAGCCGGCUGUUGGCUCCGGCUCUGAGCGGCUCCGGCUCCGAGCCGGGAGCCAGAGCCGGAGCCGGAAAUUUUGGGGUCGACUCCGGCUCCCGAGCCCAGAGUCGGAGCCAGGCUUCCCAGCGGUCAGAAAAGUAAAAAUUUCGUGAUCUUGUUAAACCAAAUUGCUUGAAAAAACACUGCAGAGGAUGUGACUUGGCCGCAAAAACGUUGGCUGUAUGACCUCUGGCACUAAUAACUUUUAUUUUUGGAAAAAUAUUUAAAAAAAAAAACAUUUUGCAUAAGAGCCGGGAUUCGGAGCCGGAGGCCUUUUUAAAUUUUGCACGCAGCCAAGAGCCGGAGCCGGAGCUGCAAAUUUGGCCUCGGCUCCGGCUCUGGGAGCUAAGAGCCGGAGCCGAAAUUUUGACCGUGGCAAUCUCUGGCUGGCUCUGAAUUACUACAGCCGCUCUAUAGUUUUAAGGGUACCUACGAAGGCGAUAACGUCUCAUUUUGUUGGACACGUAGGCAAUAAGUUUAGUUCCGGACAGGUUUCCUCGUAUAAUGUGAAAAAUCGCAGGCUGCAGCCGUUUUUUGAAGGGUAGGGUGGUACGUAAAAAAGAAGGUACCUCAAUAACUAAAUCCACUGUCCGGACAUUGACAAUGGUGAAUUGAGCCUGCACGCUAAAUUUGGACGAAUUUUGACCAGUUGCCGCAACGUUAUAAGUUGUGGCCAGAAUAAGGAACUUUUAUAGAAGUUCAAUAAAACACCCGACGAUCCGAAAAAAGUAAAAUCGACAAGAUCCAAGGCAUUAUCGAAGAAUACAUGCAGUGCCAGAUCCAGUGAGUUUUCUAAACUUAUUCAUUUUGUAUUGAUGUUUUAAGUCGGGUGAUCAGAACGAAAAAAGGUCUGUGGCCACAACGAGUGCUAUAGCGAAUCCAGUUUCUCUGAAUUUUUGAAUUUUUUUGAUGACUUUAUGUUAUACUUGACCAACUGAUGUCUAGUGAGCUUUUCGAUGAUAUUUAAAACAGCUAAGGAGUUCUAAGUGACAUGAAUAGGGCUUAUAAGGGUUUACUAACCUGUGGUAUUUCUUGUGGAGGCAUAUUUUGUUUAUUUUUAGCUUUUUUUGACUUUAUAUAUUAUACUUGACCAGCUGAUGUCUAAAGAGCUUUUUGAUGAAAUUAAAAAAGAAGCUGUGACCUUCUUUAUGACAUGACUAGGGCUUAUAAGGGUUUACUAACCUGUGGUAUUUCUUGUGGAGGCAUAUUUUGUUUAUUUUUAGCUUUUUUUGACCUUAUAUAUUAUACUUGACCAGCUGAUGUCUAAAGAGCUUUUUGAUGAAAUUUAAAGAAGCUGUGACCUUCUUUAUGACAUGACUAGGGCUUAUAAGGGUUUACUAACCUGUGGUAUUUCUUGUGGAGCCAUAUUUUGUUUAUUUUGAGAUUUUUUGAACAUUUUAUAUUAUACUUGACCAGCUGAUGUCCAAAGAGGUUUUUGAUGAAAUUUAAAAGAGCUAAGGAGUUCUAAGUGACAUGACUAGGGCAUAUAAGGGUUUAGUAACCUGUGGUAUUUCUUGUGGAGCCAUAUUUUGUUUAUUUUUCGCUUUUUUUUGACCUUGUAUAUUACACUUGACCAACUGAUGUUGAAGAGGCUAUAAAAUGUUUCUGAUUGCUUGAAAACAUUUAUUUUUGGUUUGCAAAGUGCUGUUCUGCUCUAUAGAUUUGGUUUAUAAGUGAAUUUAGGAUAUUUUGGCUUUUUGAACAGCUAUUCGACUACUUAUAUUACACUUGGCAAAUUGUUGUCCAAUUUGAAUAAAGAAAGUCGUAUCGUUGUUUUUUUCACGUAUUUCCCUCUGCUCGCUUCAUUUUUACAUAUGGUUUUGUCAGAAAAUUCAAAUGCCUUUUUUCCCGCCAUUUUUUUAAAAAAUUGGCAUUCUGUUGCACCAGCGAUUUUUACGAUAAAUCAACUUCCCAUUGGCAUUUCAGGCGACAUCGAGAACCCGUUAGCGAACACGCGCAGAAUUGGGACGACCUCGAUGAUCGAAACCGGCGACACUGCGAUGGCGACAUUGGAGAAAGUUUGGAGACGAAAGGACUAUGUCAAGCAAGUUGACCCUACUCGCCCAAGAGUUUGCUGUUUUUCAGAGAUCCCUCCUUGUCCUCUACCCAAUCCGAGUGCGCUGAAGAUGCUGAAGACGAGCUGGAUUCGGAGCUGGAUGCGGAUCCCACGGACGAGAACUUCAUGUACAACAAGACGGAUAUUUUGUUCUGCCAACAUGACUUGUUUCGAGGUUCUUUUGACAAGACGGAGGAACAGGUGAUGGCGGUCCGUUUUUAUUUGGGUUUUGAUUGUUUUGCGCGGUGAAAUUGUUUGUUUUUUUUUGCACUGUGCGCCGGCGACAACUGUUUGUGCAGAAAAAAAUUUUUGGUUUUUUGCACGGUGCAGAAAAAAAUUUUUGUUUUCUGCACGGUGCAGAAAAAAAAUUGUGUUUUGCACGGUGCAGAAAAAAAAUUUUGGUUUUUUGCACGGUGCAGAAAAAAAUUUCGGUUUUUUUGCACAGUGCAGAAAAAAAAAUUUUUGUUUUUUGCACGGUGCAGAAAAAUUUUUUUGGUUUUUGCACGGUGCAAUGGCAAAAAUAUGAAACUUUUGUCGCACAUGACGAUUUUAUUUUCGUUGCACGGUGCAGAAAAAAUUUUUGGUUUUUUGCAUAGUGCAGAAAGAAAUUUUUGUUUUUUGAACGGUGCAGAAAGAAAUUUUUGUUUUUGCACGGUGCAAUGGCAAAAAUAUGAAACUUUUGUCGCACAUGACGAUUUUAUUUUCGUUGCACGGUGCAGAAAAACAUUUUUGUUUUUCGCACAGUGCAGAAAGAAAUUUUUGUUUUUGCACGGUGCAAUGGCAAAAAUAUGAAACUUUUGUCGCACAUGACGAUUUUAUUUUCGUUGCACGGUGCAGAAAAACAUUUUUGUUUUUCGCACGGUGCAAUGGCAAAAAUUAUGAAACUUUUGUCGCACAGUGCAGCAAAAAAAUUUUUUUGGUUUUUCGGAUUGUAAAAUUUUUUUGCCUGCACCGAUUUUAUUCUCGUGCACGGUGCAGAAAAAAUUCUUGGUUUUUUGCACGGUGCAAUGGCAAAAAAUAUGAAGCCGGCGGCAAUUUUUGUUGCACAGUGCAGCCAAAAUUUUGUUUGGUUCUUUGCACUAUGCAAAAAAUUUUUCCGCCUGCACCGUGCAACUUGUUUUUAAUUUUUGCACGAAAAAAAUUUUUUAAGAUUUUUUCAGUACUUGGCAGAGCCGCGGAAGGUAAUCCCGGAAUUGAAAUGGGACCCAUACACGCCGUUGAGCGACAUGCUCACCCCGGAAAAGGAUUGUUUCUUCAGUCCGCAUACGCUGAGAUGUGGCACCUUGAUUUCAAAUAUCGAGGUAGUUGGGUUCCCUUGUCAGAAAUCACCGAAGGAGCGCUGUAAAUGGGAGUGAGUUUUGAGAUUAUUUGUUUUUGGGGGUUUUUGAAUUUUUUUACAAUUAUAUUUUUAAAAUAAUUUUCCGAAUUUUAGUUCAUUUUUUAUUUUUUUAUAAUUACAUUUUUAAAAUAAUGUUCCGAAUUUUAGUUAAUUUUUUAUUUCUGUUUUUAUUUAAAAAUUUUUUUUUUUAUUUUUUUACAAUUAUAUUUUUAAAAUAAUUUUCGGAAUUUUAGUUUAUUUUUUAUUUUUUUUAUUGUUUAAAAUAUUUUUUUUUAUUUUUUUACAAUUAUAUUUUUUAAAAUAAUUUUAUGAAUUUUAGUUUAUUUUUUAUUUUUUUUUAUUGUUUAAAAUAUUUUUUUUUAUUUUUUUACAAUUAUAUUUUUAAAAUAAUUUUCGGAAUUUUAGUUUAUUUUUUAUUUUUUUUAUUGUUUAAAAUAUUUUUUUUUAUUUUUUUACAAUUAUAUUUUUAAAAUAAUUUUAUGAAUUUUAGUUUUUUUUUUAUUUUUUAAAAUUAUUAAUUUUUUUAAGUAAUUUUUUUGUUUUUUUUAUUUUCCGAAUUUCAGACCACUAGAAGUCGAUGAUUCCCCAAUUGAACUUGAUCUCUUCCCAACCCCCACUGCGGAAAUCCCCGAAGAAUCCAUCGGCGACGUCAAUUUCUUUGAUUGGCCAAGGAAAUCUAAAGGAAUAAAAACCAAGCCGACACAGACAACAGCCACAAAGUCUAGAGAUACGACCAGAACAGGAGAACGGAAAUCCUCCGUAAGAAGCAAGAAAAAAGAGCAUUGA
Messenger RNA from Bursaphelenchus xylophilus (pine wood nematode), 5220 nucleotides. Lineage: Eukaryota; Metazoa; Nematoda; Chromadorea; Rhabditida; Aphelenchoididae. The record is from the annotation of a GenBank genome assembly.